Molecule: messenger RNA, 3391 nt
Organism: Lotus japonicus
Lineage: Eukaryota; Viridiplantae; Streptophyta; Magnoliopsida; Fabales; Fabaceae
Product: ubiquitin carboxyl-terminal hydrolase 2
Exons: 4
Coding region: 343-3198 (951 amino acids)
Biological process (GO): protein deubiquitination
Cellular component (GO): nucleus; cytosol
Molecular function (GO): cysteine-type endopeptidase activity; cysteine-type deubiquitinase activity; zinc ion binding
Source: RefSeq, a predicted model, not a curated record
GGAUCGGGCAGUGACCCGACUCCAUUGGUAAACAAACCUUGCACGGCUCUCUCUCUCUCAGAGAAGAGGGAGGAGCAUCAUCCUUCACUCUCCGCACCACACCACACCACACCACACGGUGAUUCCUGUGUUCAUCUUCUUCCUCAACACUACCUCGCUCGCUUCACAUCUUUCAAUCUCAUCUCUCCGAUUCUCUCACCCAAAUCCCAUCAAAGCUUGGAGUCUCUACUCUUCCAUUUCCACACACACACACAGGAUUGGAUUGCAUUGGGACUUUCCUGGAUCUAGCUAGUGAAGUGUCAAUUCCUUGAAGAUCCUUGGCCUCCUGAUUUUCAGGAACUGAUGGCGAAGAAAGUCAGAAAGAAGACCCGAGGUUCUGGUAAGGAGAAUGGGGUUGCUACCCCUUCGCCAAAAAAAGUUGUGGAAGUGUCCAAGCCUGUUGAGUCUGUUGAUGAGGUGGUUUCGGUUCCAAAAGAGACGAUUUCUUGCCCUCAUCUUGUAAAAGGUGUUAAUUUAACUAGAUUGACUGAGAAGAUUGGGUCUUCUGGAUCCAUAAGGUGUGAAGAUUGUAGGGAAAGCGCGGCUGAUAGGAGGGGCGGUAAAGGAAAAGGCAAACAUGGGAAAAAGAAAGGUGGUGCGUCAGUAGAUUCGAAAUCCGAGUCAAAGUCUAUAUGGGUUUGUUUGGAGUGUGGUCAAUAUACAUGUGGAGGUUUGGGGCUACCAGUAAUCCCAAAAUGCCAUGUGGUUGGGCAUUCGAGGAAAAAUAGGCACCCCUUAGUGGUUCAUUCUGAUAAACCUCAACUCUGUUGGUGUUUUCCGUGCGAUAUGCUUAUUCAGGUUGAUAAAAUUGAUAAAACGGAUGAAACAAGUAAUCUUCUAUCUGAUGUUGUAAAAUUGUUGAAAGGGCGAUCAUCUGAAAAAUCAUCAGUGGAUGUUGAGGAUGCUUCCUUUAAGGACGACAGUCUUACUUCAGAAAUUAAGUCAGGAAUUCUUGUCACAAGCGAUUCACAAGGACAAGGUGGUUAUGUAGUUAGAGGUAUGGCUAAUCUUGGGAACACCUGCUUUUUCAAUUCAGUCAUGCAAAAUCUGCUUGCUAUGAAUAGAUUGCGUGACAUCUAUAUAAAGUUAGAUGCUCCUGCUGGGCCACUGAUUAGUUCUUUGAAGAAGCUGUUCACUGAAACAAACCCAGAAUCAGGAUUGAAGAACAUUAUAAAUCCUAGAUCCUUUUUUGGAUGUGUAUGUACUAAGUCUCCGCAAUUCCGAGGAUAUCAGCAGCAUGACAGUCAUGAAUUGCUCCGUUGUUUACUGGAUGGGUUGAGUACUGAAGAACUAGCUGGAAGGAAACAGAAUGGUUCUCUCAAGAGAGAUGGGACCUCUUCCAGUACUUUAGUUGAUGCUUUAUUUGGGGGUCAGAUAUCCAGUACUGUAUGUUGCAUUGAAUGUGGGCAUUUCUCAACAGUGUAUGAGCCUUUUUUAGAUCUUUCCCUCCCUGUUCCAACUAGGAAACCUCCACCUCGGAAGGCUAAACCCGUAACUCAAACCAAAAAAGCAAAGCUUCCACCAAAAAAAGGCGGAAAAGCUCGAGUCAAAGUUCUCAAGGAAGCUGAUCCCUUACCUGUUCAAAGUCCAUCAAACACAUCAACCAACCAUCAACCAUCCUGCCCUGAUCAGUCCACUAUAUCAGCUGCAGGAGAAAUGGUGGCUUCUUCUAGUGAUUCUACAGCAUUAGUUUCUGAAGAAAUAAACAGUGGGGGUAAUAAAGAGGACUUGUCUUUGCCUAAUUCGGUUACUGUUGAAGAGCCUAAACAGAUACAGGUGGUUGACAAUGGGGCAAAGGAAAUGUCAGCUUCAUCAGAUGAUUUUGCAUGGUUGGAUUUUGUGGACGCUCAAACCGAUGAACGUGCUUCCAUUUCCCAGAAUGAGGAUGCACCAGAGGUACAGGAUACUGAGAGCAAGGAUGAAUGUUCAAAUGAAUUUCCUAAACAGGCUAGCUGUGAAACUAGUGGUCCUGUUUAUUCUGUUGAUGAGGAUCAAAAUGUAAGACCAGAUUCUUCUUCAGCAAAUGGGUGGGAAGAUGAGGCUCCAUUACAAGUUCAAGGUUCAGAAGUGCUGUUACUUCCGUACAAAGAAGAAAGUUCCUCGGCUGGUGAGAUCAUUGGAAGAGAUGGCGAGGCCUCAUCAGCAGUUUUGGAUGGUGGUCAAGAAGAUUUGGAGUUUGAUGCCUUUGGUGGGUUAUUCAAUGAACCUGAAGUUGUUGCUGGGCCUGCUCCUAGACCUUCUUCAAGUAGUGACAUGGAUGUUAGUUUCAUCGGAAACAGUGAGUCUGAUCCAGAUGAAGUAGAUGACGCUGAUUCUCCAGUGUCUGUAGAGAGUUGCUUGGCACAUUUUAUAAAACCUGAACUUCUCACAGAUGAAAAUGCUUGGCAUUGUGAGAACUGUUCAAAAAUUCUCCAACGUCAAAAGUUGGAAGCAAGAACUGUAUCCGAUGGAAAUGAGACUAGUAAUCAGGAUGAACCAUGUCAUGCAUCUAACUCUUGUUCUGUUCAAGUCAGAAGCACUGGAAAUGGUGAUAUUAAAAACGACAAGAACAUAGAAAAUUUGGACUCUCAUGUUAAACAUGGAGGAGAGGUUGAAAAUGGUCAAACAGGUGAGCUGAGUUUAAUUGUUAAUGAAAAGGAUCGCGUGGCAUUUAAGGUGGAGAAUGCUUGCAAUGAAGAAAGGUUCAACCAUUCAGCUGCUGAUAACAAUGACUCAAAAGAAUGCAGCGAGAAAGAAACCAACUCCAAAAGUGUGAAAGUGAAGAGGGAUGCAACUAAGAGAGUCCUCAUAUAUAAAGCACCACCUGUCUUGACCAUUCAUCUGAAGAGAUUCAGCCAAGAUGCCCGUGGACGCUUAAGUAAAUUAAAUGGUCAUGUCAUUUUCAGAGAAACAAUAGAUCUUAGAUCAUACAUGGACCCCAGGUGCAUCAAUGAAGAGAAGUAUGAAUACCACUUGGUUGGUGUUGUGGAGCACUCAGGAACUAUGAGAGGGGGUCACUAUGUUGCCUAUGUGAGAGGGGGGCAAAGGAACAAAGGAAAUGCUGAUAAGGAGAAUGAGAGGUCCACAUGGUAUCACGCGAGUGAUGCAUAUGUGCGUCAAGUUUCUCUUGAUGAAGUUCUUCGCUGUGAGGCAUACAUUUUAUUCUAUGAAAAAAAUUAAGUGUACCCAUUUUCUUUCUAUUUUUUGAUAUUUGAGGUAGAGAUAGAGCCUUACCAAAUUUAGAGGAGACACCAUUGCAGGUGAGUGUAAAAGCAAUUGCCGCAUACUGUAUACCAUUUUUUUCAACAUGCUAUGAGGUCUUGAAUGUACAAUGCGAUAUCAUACAAUCAAAAGUCAAUUUUUCCCCUUACCA